Messenger RNA from Leucoraja erinaceus (little skate), 3454 nucleotides. RefSeq names its product spondin-1-like. The record is from RefSeq and is a predicted model, not a curated record. Gene Ontology annotation, biological process: cell adhesion. NCBI's taxonomy places the organism in Eukaryota, Metazoa, Chordata, Chondrichthyes, Rajiformes, Rajidae. The transcript has 16 exons. Gene Ontology annotation, cellular component: extracellular matrix. Bases 238 to 2625 code for a protein of 795 amino acids.
UCAUCCUCUAACCCUCCCCUCCUCUACCUCGCCUCCACCCACUACGUCCUCCCCUGUGUGAACCAGUGAACGUGGUCCUGCUUAUCACACCCCUGAGAGUUAGUUGCUGGGCUGGGAAUUUACUGAGUUUCACCAGGAGUGGGAGAUUCCGACGCCAGUGUGUGUGGGUGUGCGUGUGAGAGAGUGUCAGUUUGCAGACAGGCAGGGGCGAGAGAGCUGGGACACACUCCGCGCAUCAUGGACUUUACUCUGCGCUUCUUCGCCCUGUCCCUCGCCCUGUGCUCGGCCGUCGCUUCCCCGUACGACGAGAGCGCCGUGUCUGACGGAUUCUGCAGCCGGAUCUUCAGGUCGCCGGGCAGCCGGAGAGAAGGCAACACCGGCUUCAGUCUUCGCAUCGAGGGCAACCCCGAACACUACAUCCCGGGCAACACGUACAGGGCCACCCUCUCGGCCACACUCCCCUUCUAUUUCCGGGGAUUCACCAUCAUCGCUCUGCGGGAAGGUGAGGACGGACACAGGGAGGAGGAUUACGCUGGGAAUUUUCAGAUAGUUGACCACGAGGACUCGCAGUUCAUGACCAACUGCCCGUACGCUGUGACGGAGAGCACCCCCAGGAGGAGGACACGCGUCCAGGUGUUGUGGACGGCACCGGCCUCUGGAUCAGGCUGCCUCGUGCUGAAAGCAAGCAUUGUGCAGAAGAGGAUAAUCUGGUUUCAAGAUGACGGGGCGCUUACCAAGAGACUGUGUGAGAGAGUGUCGACUGAAGAGCAGGUCACGGAGAAACCCAUCCAGGACUGCUGCGCUUGUGGAACAGCCAAGUACCGGGUGACGUUUUAUGGAAAUUGGUCGGAGAAAACUCAUCCGAGAGAUUAUCCAAAGUUUGCCACACACUGGUCCGCCAUCAUCGGCGCAUCUCACUCCAAGUCCUACAUGCUCUGGGAGUACGGCGGGUUUGCAAGUGACGGAGUGAGGCAGGUCGCCGAGUGGGGGUCCCCCGUGAAGAUGGAAGAAGAAAUCCGGCGGAAAGGUGACAAUGUUCUGACCGUCAUCAAGGCGAAAGCACAAUGGCCGGCCUGGCAACCCUUGAAUGUGCGGGCAGCUCCAUCGGCAGAGUUCUCCGUCGACCGCACCAGACACCUCAUGUCCUUCCUGACCAUGAUGGGUCCCAGCCCAGACUGGAACGUGGGCCUCCCGGCCGAGGACCUCUGCACCAAGGAUUGCGGCUGGGUGCAGAAGCUGAUCCAAGACCUAAUCCCCUGGGACGCAGGCACCGACAGUGGAGUCACCUACCUGUCCCCCAACCAGCAGGCAGAACCUCAAGAAAGGAUACGGCCGCUAACCAGUUUGGAUCAUCUGAAGAGUCCCUUCUACGACCCUGAGGGUGGCCCAAUUAUACCUGUGGCUCGAGUUGUGAUUGAAAGAAUUGCAAGAAAGGGGGAGCAGUGUAACAUUCAGCCAGAUAACGUGGACGACAUUGUGUCUGAUCUCAAGCAAGAGGACAAGGAUGAAGAUGAUACGCCAGAAACCUGUAUCUACUCCAACUGGUCACAGUGGUCAGCCUGCAGCUCGUCCACCUGUGAGAAGGGGAAGCGGAUGAGGCAGAGGAUGCUCAAAGCACAGCUGGAUCUCAGUGUGCCCUGCCCACAUACGCAAGACUUUGAGCCCUGCAUGGGACCAGGUUGCCUUGAUGACGAUACUACGACGUGCAUGAUGUCGGAGUGGAUCAGCUGGUCCCCCUGCAGCAGGUCCUGUGGGAUGGGAAUGCGAUCGAGGGAACGAUACAUCCAGAAGUACCCGGAGGACGGCUCGGUCUGCUCCCUCCCCACUCAGGGGAACGAGAAGUGUGUCGUCAACGAUGAAUGCUCAUCCAACACGUGCUUUGUGACGGAGUGGGGGGAGUGGGAUGAGUGCAGUGCCAGCUGUGGCUUGGGCACCAAGAGCCGGCACAGGGUGGUCAAGAUGCACCCUUCGGAUGGCUCCAUGUGCAAAGUGGACACGGUCCAACUGGAGGAAUGCGGGAUGCCGGAUUGCCAGACCAUCCCGUGCAUGCUGACUCUGUGGUCGGACUGGACUGACUGCAGCGUGACCUGCGGCAUCGGCAUGCGGGCGCGGCGGAGAAUGCUGAAGACCCCGGCCGAGGUGGGCGCCUGCAACGAGGAGCUGGAGCAGGUGGAGAAAUGCAUGCUGCCUGAAUGCCCGACUGAUUGCAUGGUGUCCGAGUGGUCGGAGUGGUCGGAGUGCAACAAGUCCUGCGGGAGGGGGCACAUGAUCAGGACGAGGAUGGUGAAGCUGGAGCCGCAGUUCGGGGGGGCGUCGUGCCCCGAGACCGUCCAGCGCAAGAAGUGCAAAAUUCGCAAGUGUUCAAGGAGGCAGGGGGACGAGAAGAGGCGUAGGAAGGAAGCUCCGGAGAGGCAACGGAUCAAGGAGAUGAGAGGAGAGCCCAGAAUCCCUGAACAUACAGGGUGCAAGAUGAAGACGUGGACGGCAUGGACCGAGUGCAGCAAGUAUUGCGGCGGAGGCAUUCAGGAACGCUUCAUGGCAGUGAAGAGAAAACACCGCACCUCCCAGCUCACCGGCUGCAAGGAUAUGAGGGAGAUCCGGGCGUGCAAUGUCCAUCCGUGUUAGGAAGCGUGGCUGGGCCGCCCACACUGCACAGACAAACACUCUGCUUUUUGUUGUGAAAGUGACGGAAAAAUAUUUUAAUAUCACAUUCCGACACAAACCCUCUCCGUACCCGGAGCAUUCAUAAAUGUCUCAAUAUCACUGUACACACAAACAUGCAUAUGCGCGCAUAUACAUCUUAUACCCACUCUCACAAGCUGAUUAGAAAGCAAUUUAAGUUGUUUAACCUGUGGUUACAUUUUAUUUUCAUUUUUAUACACUGGUGUUUGAUGUUAUUUUUCUUCCAGUGUUAAAACCUUUGCCACCCUGUUGGUUGUGAGAUUUUUUUUUUGAAAAGGUAAAAAUAAAUUCAUUUAUUAUACAAGACUUAGAUGCCUUAUCAAAGUAACAUUUACUGUUAGUUCUUUCACAGGAAGAAAAAGAAUAAAGUUUCAAACAAAAUGAUAGACUUAACAAUUAAAAUAAAUAGUUUUACUUUUGCCUAUUGUUUGUUACAUACUGUGGGAUCGUUGCUGAUUCGAUCAAAAUAUCGGCAGAAUUUUUCCAAUAUUUCCUUUUUGAUGUUAUAGUUGUGUUUUGAAGACUCAUUGUUACACUAUGAGAGAGCGCGUGUGAGAGAGAGAGAGAGAGAGAGAGAGAGAGAGAGAGAGAGAGAGAGAGAGAGAGAGAGAGAGAGUGCGUGUGCGUGCACGAGUGACUUCUAGUAGCAUAACACACUCUGUACCUGUUUUACCAUUUCUUAAAAAAAGAAAAAAAGAAAAAUAGAUAAUUUUGUUUAUAUUUUAACUUGUCCGGUUACCACAUUUGACAAUAAAACAAAAUGGCAAUAACA